GAACCCGGCGACCCGGUCGGCCGGCGGCUGAGUCGCCCGCAGAACCGACCAGUAGGGCUGCAUGAUGCAUGUCCGGGAACUUGUGACAUGCCCGAGACAAUAGUGGGGACCACGGCAAUUAAAAGUAAUUGGUGACACAUCUCAGUAAAAUGGUGCAGGCGCCGGAAGGUACUUCCUGUUGGGUGAAGGAGACCAGCUCCCGGUGCCACCGAGUCCCGCGUUUGCCGGCGGGGCUGGCCUCCGUCCCGGGGUGAUAGCAGGCGACAUCCUCACCAACACCCAGAAGCAGAGCAGAGAUUGGCGUGGGUGUGGUCGCUCUGCGCCACCGGCUUCGGCACCCUGAGCGGGCAGGAGGAGAAAGCCUGCGGCCUUCAAGGGGGACCCUCCCUCCUUCUUCGUGCCUGAGACGCCGGGAGUCCUUGGAAACAGGCUCAGGAGUAAGCGGGCGCCAUGGAUUGGGGGACCCUGCACACGUUCAUCGGGGGCGUGAACAAGCACUCCACCAGCAUCGGGAAGGUGUGGAUCACGGUCAUCUUCAUCUUCCGCGUCAUGAUCCUGGUGGUGGCCGCCCAGGAGGUGUGGGGGGACGAGCAGGAAGACUUCGUCUGCAACACCCUGCAGCCGGGCUGCAAGAACGUGUGCUACGACCACUUCUUCCCCGUGUCCCACAUCCGGCUCUGGGCCCUGCAGCUGAUCUUCGUGUCCACACCGGCGCUGCUGGUGGCCAUGCACGUGGCCUACUACAGGCACGAAACCGCCCGCAAGUUCAGGCGCGGGGAGAAGAGGAACGAAUUCAAAGACGUGGAGGACAUCAAGAAGCAGAAGGUCCGCAUCGAGGGGUCACUGUGGUGGACCUACACCAGCAGCAUCUUCUUCCGCAUCAUCUUCGAGGCCUCCUUUAUGUACGUGUUUUACUUCCUUUACAACGGCUACCACCUGCCCUGGGUGUUGAAAUGCGGGAUCGACCCCUGCCCCAAUCUCGUCGACUGCUUCAUCUCCAGGCCCACGGAGAAAACCGUGUUCACCAUUUUCAUGAUCUCUGCGUCUGUGAUCUGCAUGCUGCUCAACGUGGCCGAGCUGUGUUACCUGCUGCUGAAAGUAUGUUUUCGGAGAUCAAAAAGGGCACAGACGCAAAGAAAUCACCCCAACCACACCCUAAAAGAGAGUAAGCAAAAUGAGAUGAAUGAGCUGAUCUCAGAUAGUGGGCAAAAUGCGAUCACAGGCUUUCCAAGUUAAAUACUUCAAGAUAAAAAUGUAGCUGAGUCACCACAAAACAUCCGUCUUCCCCAGAAGGCAGUGCCAAUCUGACAAUUCCUUCUCUAGGC
This is a messenger RNA of Microcebus murinus (gray mouse lemur), 1325 nucleotides long. It is a transcript of the gene GJB6, whose product is annotated as gap junction protein beta 6. The record is from RefSeq and is a predicted model, not a curated record. Lineage: Eukaryota; Metazoa; Chordata; Mammalia; Primates; Cheirogaleidae. Gene Ontology annotation, molecular function: gap junction channel activity. Gene Ontology annotation, biological process: cell-cell signaling; gap junction-mediated intercellular transport. Gene Ontology annotation, cellular component: connexin complex.